Aspergillus pseudonomiae is the source of this 1074-nucleotide messenger RNA. Its product is annotated as condensation domain-containing protein. The record is from RefSeq and is a predicted model, not a curated record. Gene Ontology annotation, biological process: amino acid activation for nonribosomal peptide biosynthetic process; secondary metabolite biosynthetic process. Gene Ontology annotation, cellular component: cytoplasm. The transcript has a single exon. The coding region runs from base 1 to 1074 and encodes 357 amino acids. Lineage: Eukaryota; Fungi; Ascomycota; Eurotiomycetes; Eurotiales; Aspergillaceae. Gene Ontology annotation, molecular function: catalytic activity; phosphopantetheine binding.
AUGCGUGACAUCCGAUCACAACUAUCUGAUUGGCCCUCAGACUCCAUCGAGGAUGCCUUUGAGUGUCCUGCUCAGCAUCUCGGAAUAAUCUAUGAUCAGCUUGGCAAGGCAUAUACGCAUAAGCAGCGAUCCAUCUGGGAAAUCCAUUCUUCGCGCGGCCACAAGGCUGUCCAUGUCGCCCACAGCUUAGAAUGUGUCAUUAAUCGCCAUGCUAUGCUGCGUAGUGUCUUUGUCCCUUCACUGGACAACCGUAUGGAACCCAUUCAGGUUGUUCUGAAAGAGAUUAGCGCGGCCAUCCAGAUUGUGACGGCCUCCGACAUCAAAGCGGCUGUACAGCUACAGGAGUUCAAAGCCAUUCAGUGCCGAGACAGGCCCUUGCCACAUCUCUCUAUCCUGACUGAUGGGCCAGAUGGGCAGAUUUGGUGGCUCUUCAAGUUCGACAAAGCACUGAUCGACGCAGCAUCCAUGACCAUUGUGCUGCAAGAAUUAGCCACAUUAUUGAAUUGUCACUCCUGCCCGCUGGACCUAGCUCCUUCCUACUCUAAAUAUGUUUCCGCUGUUCACGAAAUAAAACCGAAGCAAUGCCUGCGAUUCUGGCGGCGGACCCUCCGAGGCAUAGUCCCUUGUCUAUUGACAAAGUCCCCAAGUUCUCUGCUACGCUGUCCCUCCCCGGAACCCCGGGUUUGCACGGUUAGCAAAGAGUUAACCGCCUUAGACACAUUGGCGGCUCUUUGGAAAGCUUCAGGGUUCACAGCGACCAAUGCUUUCCAGACCGUCUGGGGAUUGGUUCUGGCCCGGUCCAUUGCUCCUACGGAUGUCUGUUAUGGAGGUCUCAAGUCAUGUCGCGAUGCUGCCGUCCCCGGGAUUCUUCAGAGGGUUGGCCCUCUCUUUAACAUCCUCCCAUGUCGCCUGCAGUUCAAGUCUGUUCAUCCAACCAUGUCCGAAUUGAGUGACAUCCUUUUGUCAAACCAGUCGGCGAUGGCGGAGCGCGCACCCACCACCAGCAUACGUCUUUACAGAGUAUCAUCGAGGCUACUGGGGUCGAUAAUCACCAGCUGUUCAACACAUGUCUGA